This is a messenger RNA of Pipistrellus kuhlii (Kuhl's pipistrelle), 1521 nucleotides long. RefSeq names its product nucleoside-triphosphatase, cancer-related (gene NTPCR). The record is from RefSeq and is a predicted model, not a curated record. Gene Ontology annotation, molecular function: ATP hydrolysis activity. The transcript is spliced from 5 exons. Bases 108 to 665 code for a protein of 185 amino acids. Lineage: Eukaryota; Metazoa; Chordata; Mammalia; Chiroptera; Vespertilionidae.
GGGCCUGCGCGCGUGGUGGGCGGGGCUUAGGCCGCGUCUGUUUCCCUUUCCCGGCCUGCGUGUCUGUGACCCCGAUCCCGGCCGGGUCCCCCUCUCCGGCGCACCGGAUGGGCCGGCACGUGUUCCUCACGGGGCCCCCAGGCGUUGGGAAAACCACUCUGAUCCAGAAGGCCAGCGAGGCGUUGAAGUCCUCGGGGGUGCCCGUGGAUGGCUUCUACACGCAGGAAGUCCGGCAGGGCGGGAGGCGCAUAGGAUUCGACGUGGUCACGCUGUCCGGCCUGCGGGGGCCUCUGUCCAGAGUGGGGGCGGCGCCCCCGCCAGGAACACGGGAGUGCCGGGUCGGGCAGUACGUGGUGGACCUGACCUCCUUUGAGCAGCUGGCGCUUCCGGUCUUGGACGCAGGUGCAGGCCCGAGGGUGUGCGUCAUCGACGAGGUGGGGAAGAUGGAGCUCUUCAGCCGGCCCUUCCUGCAGGCCGUGCGGCAGGCCCUGGCCGCCCCGGGCACCGUGGUCCUGGGCACCAUCCCGGUGCCCAAGGGGAAGCCGCUGGCCUUCGUGGAGGAGAUCCGGAGCCGGGCGGACGUGCAGGUGGUCAGCGUCACCAAGGAAAACAGGAACCACCUCUUGCCGGACAUUGUGAGGAGCGUGCAGAGCGGCGGGAAGUGAGCCCUGGAUGGGCCCGCCCGCCUGGUCAGCAGCCCUGCCCACCCGCCCUGCACUGAGCCCCCGUGGGCGCCCGGGAAAGCCUGCAGCUGGUUCCCAUUAGGGGUUCCGAGGGCUGGCCUGCAGGCUGUUUAUUUCCUCUGCAGCCGAGCGUCUGAUUGGGGUGCAUUCCGAGAUGAGGAAGGUCCCCACACCAGAUGGGAGCCACCCACCCGGUGAGGCCGUGAAUGUGAGGGGGAGAUGGUGGCGGGGAGGGGGUGCCGCCUCAGCCGUUCUGCACUUCACCCUGGAGAAUCCCAGGUGCACCUGGUGUAGCCGGAAGGGAGGAGCCAUCUAAUUGUUAAAAAGGAUUAUUCUGAAAGAAGAGCAUUUCAGGCCCUUCCCCCCCACCACCACCACCACCUCUUAUUGUUUCCCUGUUUGCUUAUUUAUGAAAUAAAAAUGGUCGUGAUGUCUAUAGACACGGGGUCCUUGUGUGGAGGGGCGCUUGGCGUGGAGGGGGCACCUUGGGGCUCGGGGGGCGUGGGCGGGGUCAGGGGUCAGACUGGGGCUCCACCUGGGCCAGGUCCUUAACCCGUUCUGUGCCUCGCUUCCGGCCCCGAAAACGGGGAGAUGGGUCGUUACAUUUGGGGCGGCUGUGGCCACUGUGGAAGGGACCCCCCAUUACCCCCGCUUGGCCCCCGCGCCCGGCCGGGCUGUCAGAGGGCGGUGGAGAGGGAGGGACUGCCUGCAGCCAGCGUGGAGGAGACCCUGAUCCCCGGAAUCAGGGGGUCACGGCCCUGGAGGGGCCGGUGCACUGGUGUGAUUCAGCUCCAUGGCUUUAGGUGAUUUCUGGUGACGAUCUAGGAAUUUUUUUGUU